UGCUCUUACAACCUGUCCCUUUCUGCGAAUAACAUUGCAUUUACGGGCCCAAAUCUUGCCUGGGCAGAUUCCAGACCAGACCAGACCAGACCAGACCAGGGAAGAUUCAGACCAGGCAAGGAUAUUUGCAAGUGGCACAAGUCAGGGAACAGCCUCACAUCUCCUCUGCUCUUACAACCCGUCUCUUUCUGCAUCUGACAUAUCAGUUACUGGUCCAAAUCUUGCAGGUGGUGGAUUCAGAGCAGGCAAGGAUAUUUGCAAGUGGCAGCCUCACAUCUCUGCUCUUACAACCCGUCUAUUUCUGCACCUGACGUAUCAUUUACUGGUCCAAAUCUUGCAGGGGGUGGAUUUAGACAAGGCAAGGAUAUUUGUAAGUGGCACAAGUUAUCAAUGCUCAAUGAAACAUGAUUAGUGACAGCAGACUUAUUAGUUUUUAUGAGCUUAUAAAUUGCAGCAGACAGCACUCGCUGAGUUACUCCAGCCUUUUGUGUCUAUCUUCGGUGUAAAUCAGUUCCUUCCGACACAUUACCCAGCACUCCUUACAAUGUUGUUCCCGGUCAGUAGUGGCCUUUUAGGUAAAACUAUGGGGUUUGGAGUAAAUUUAUUUGCAAAGGGCUUCUCUAGGCACAUUUCUACCUCUUUGUGCAAGCAGACAGUAAUGCCAGCUUGGGUGAUAGAUAAAUAUGGGAACAACAGUAUGCUGCGGUUUACAAAGGAUUCUCUCUUUCCUAUUAUACACUACCCCAAUGAAGUUAUAAUUAAAGUUCACGCUUGCAGCUUAAAUCCUAUUGACAUUUCCAUGAGAAAUGGAUAUGGUGCUAUAGCACUAAGAAUGAAACGUGACCCCUUGCAUUUAAAAGCUGCUGGCAGUGAAUUUCCUAUGAUUUUGGGCCGCGAUGUCUCUGGUGUCAUCAUGGAAACUGGACUGGAUGUAUCUUAUUUCAAACCUGGAGAUGAGGUGUGGGCAGCUGUUCCACCCUGGAAGCAGGGAACAUUGGCAGAAUUUGUGGUGGCAAGUGCAAAUGAGGUGGGCCACAAGCCAAAGGAGCUCAGCCACAGCCAAGCUGCAACCUUGCCCUACGUUGCCCUGACGACCUGGUCGGCCCUGGUGACCACUGGAGGACUGAGCAAAGACAACUGCAGCGGCAAACGGGUUUUGAUCCUUGGAGGCUCGGGUGGAGUCGGUACCUUUGCUACUCAGCUUCUGAAAGCCUGGGGUGCCCACGUGACCACCACCUGCUCAGCAGAUGCUUGCUCGUUCCUGAGAGACUUGGGCGCGGAUCACCUUGUCGACUAUCAAGCUCGGAGUGUGGAGGGGCAGCUGAAGGACCUGCAACCGUUUGAUUUUAUCCUGGAUAACGUGGGAGGACACACAGAGGACUGGGCCCUGAGCCUGCUGAAGCCAUGGUCUGGAGCUACCUAUGUGACCUUAGUGACACCGUUCAUGUUCAAUGUGGAUAGACUGGGGGUCGCCGAUGGAGUGUUUCGAUCAGGGGCCACCAUUGGCAGCAAAGUUCUCAAGCAUCUGAGCAAAGGCGUUCACUAUCGCUGGGCCUUGUUUGCACCGAGUGGCCCGUCUUUGGAUGAAAUAACGGAACUUGUGGAUGCAAGGAAGAUUCGACCUGUCGUUGAAAAGAUCUUCCCAUUUUCUGAGGUACCCCAGGCCUUCCUGAAAAUGGAGAGGGGUCACGCACGAGGGAAAACUGUCAUCGAAAGGAGUGGGGAAUGAUCGAGAUCAGCCGCCAAUAUGCGUGUAGCAUAAUGACACACAUCCCCAUUUUCAAUGGUAGCAAAAAAAAGCUUUAGUCAAUAACUCAAAUUCUAAACUUUAUUUUUAUGAGAAUUUGCAUAAAACAGUUCAAAACAUUAGCAAAUACAGUCGUACCGUUGCUGCUGCUGGUUACCAGAUUCCACGUAAGAUAAUACGUCCACUUUUCAGGUACCAAAACAACUGUAAAUAAUGUUUUACAGUAGAAUUCAUCGAAGUUUAGGUCACAUUGGUGUUACAGGAGGUUCACAUGACAAAUGAGGCAGAGGAUAACACAAAUAGAAUAUCAAAUCAAAUGCUGAAGAUAACACGACUACAUUGAUAUAACGCCCAAACCGUCCCCGUUAUAGUUUAAAAAAAGAGAGGUACAAAAACAAUGCGUGAUUGAUUAAAAGAGUUAUAAACCUUG
Messenger RNA from Leucoraja erinaceus (little skate), 2177 nucleotides. RefSeq names its product reticulon 4 interacting protein 1 (gene rtn4ip1). Gene Ontology annotation, cellular component: mitochondrion. Gene Ontology annotation, molecular function: zinc ion binding; oxidoreductase activity. The transcript is spliced from 9 exons. NCBI's taxonomy places the organism in Eukaryota, Metazoa, Chordata, Chondrichthyes, Rajiformes, Rajidae. The record is from RefSeq and is a predicted model, not a curated record. The coding region runs from base 545 to 1729 and encodes 394 amino acids.